CUCCUGAUGCUCAUGGACAGCCCCCUGAAUCGGGCAGGUCUCCUGCAGGUUUAUAUCCAUACCCAGAAGAACGUUCUAAUCGAAGUCAAUCCCCAAACCAGAAUCCCAAGAACUUUUGAUCGAUUCUGUGGUCUCAUGGUUCAGUUGCUGCAUAAGCUCAGCGUUCGAGCAGCUGAUGGGCCUCAGAAAUUGUUGAAGGUGAUUAAAAAUCCAGUCAGUGAUCAUCUCCCUGUGGGCUGUAUGAAGAUAGGUACCUCUUUUGCAGUUCCAAAGGUGUCAGAUCUGCGUAAACUGGUUCCUGCAGCAGAGCCAGUUGCCAUUGUUGUGGGAGCUUUUGCCCACGGUUCGGUCAAUGUUGACUAUACAGAGAAGAUGGUCUCCAUCAGCAACUAUCCCCUCUCUGCUGCCCUGACAUGUGCUAAAAUUACUACUGCCUUUGAGGAAGUCUGGGGAGUAGUAUGAGCUUCUGCUGCUACUACCAUCAUGGUGGACUCCUACACAGUGACUCCGUGUCCCGGAGAGGCUCUCUUAAUGAGGUGUGGACCUGGUACAACUUUGAGCUCCUGGAAGAGAAAAGGCUUCGAUUUCAUCCUUGUAGCUCCUGGAGCAAUGAGACUUUAAAUGGACUGCCCCACCCGAACCCUUUCCUCCUAUUAAAGGUCACUUUUGAUAGG
Molecule: messenger RNA, 674 nt
Organism: Opisthocomus hoazin
Lineage: Eukaryota; Metazoa; Chordata; Aves; Opisthocomiformes; Opisthocomidae
Source: RefSeq, a predicted model, not a curated record